Molecule: messenger RNA, 1442 nt
Organism: Rhagoletis zephyria (snowberry fruit fly)
Lineage: Eukaryota; Metazoa; Arthropoda; Insecta; Diptera; Tephritidae
Gene: Rsph3
Product: Radial spoke head protein 3
Cellular component (GO): cilium
Source: RefSeq, a predicted model, not a curated record
GGAUACUGCCCCGCAACCCUACCGCAAUGUUAUGUACGAUCGCCGUGUAAUACGUGGACCUGUAUUUGGUACUCAACAACUUUUGGAAAGCUCUGAUCCCUUCGAUAAAGCAGCUGAACUGCGUCGACGCCACGCCUUACGGAAGCAAAAAGUUUGUCGAAAUCAACGCAACAUCCUUGGUACACCGCCACCAGUCAACGGACGACAACAUGAAGUUAUUCAAACUGAGAAAUAUUUGGAAGAGUUGGUGCAACGUCCGCCAGAGCUCUCAGUAGAUACUCAGACCGAUUUGUUCCUCGAAAAACCACCAGAGCCACCUUAUGUCCCGGCCAAAGUGGGCGUUGAUGCCGCCACCGAAAUCGGCGAAGGUGAACUUUUCCACUUUGAUGCCGAGGCUCAACCGAUUAUCGAUAUACUUGUGGAUGCGUGCAUCGAGCAAAGCAUUUUGGAAGUGGCACACGAACGGGAGAUUGCAGCGCUCCGCCAGAAACAAGCCGAAUUCCUUGCUCAACGGGAAGCCGAAUUGGCUGAACUACGACGCCUCGAAGCAGAGGAGUUACGCUUAAAGGCCGAAAAGGAGCGUCGCUUACAACAAGAUGCCAUCGCAAAGGAAUUGGAUGAAGAGAUGCAAAAGAGCGUGACAGCCGCCAAAUUAUUGCAGGGUCAUAUUGCUGGUUUAUUACCAGAAGUUUUGGACAACCUCGAACCGGCUACCGAUGCUGCAAAGAAAGAGCACCUCAUGAAGACCGUCGCACCGUGGUUGACUAACGAAGUUGCAGAAGAAGUGGGACAUAUUGUAGACUCGCGUGAGAUACUCACAGCCAUCAUACAAGAGAUCAUUAAACAGCGUGCAACAGCAUAUGCUGAUUACAAGGAAGAAAUGCCGCUGGAAACCGUAAUAGAGCGUGGUGAAGAUACAGUGGAAGAGGAAACGAAGGAUGAGGCUUGCACUUGUGAAUCGAGCGAUAUCAGCAGUGAGCAAACGGAUAAAUGUGGCGACUUAUCGAAGAAGAUGUGAUUAAUAGAAUUAGUUUGAUUUCUAUUGAUUGAUCAAUCUUUUUACUUUUUGUACAGACCAACUUAACUUUAAAAACACUAUACUUCAAUUACACGUACAUUUCUGCAAACAAACAUUAACAAAUUUUCGGGAUUACAUACAUGAUUUUUGGAUGCGUAUGAAAUCUUUUCAGGUAUCUCAAAAAGAUUUCUGUACAAAGCGUAAUUGAAUAAAUUAUGCAAGCGGGUCAAAAAACAUGCAUACACACUUAUUUACACAUCGUCAUCAUUAGUGCGAAAUCCUCUAUUUGAAUUUUGAAUGCGAUAUUUUAAAGAAUACUGCCUUGCAACCAUCUUCACUGUUGAUUUAACAAUUUUUUUUCGCUAUUAAAUUUAACCUUUGAAAUUUCACAUUUUUCAAUUAGAUUCUUUUGUGCUGAUGAUGA